AUGAAGGUAACUGUGCAGAAUAGAAGAGGCAAGGAGCUCGCCGUUAUCACGGUAUCCGGGGAUGCCGCGACGGUGGCUGAGUUGAAGCAGGGAAUUGAGAGUGCUAUGAAGACGUCCGAGGCGCGGCAGAGGCUAACCCUGCCAUUGUCCGCCGAUUCAGCGAAGAAGGGGUCGAAGCCUGUUGCUCUUACUGAUGACAGUGCAACCCUCUCUAGUUAUGGCCUUGCUGACGGUGACGUGAUCGUAUUCAAGGACCUAGGCCCACAGAUCUCAUGGAGACUGGUGUUUUUCAUUGAGUACUUCGGUCCAAUGGUCAUUUUCCCCAUUCUCUACUAUGGACAGAAACACGUCUACGGCGCGGUUUCUCCAGGAGGUCAUCCUAGCUUCCAGGAAGCGCUCAGACACUUCGUGGCUGCCCCUACUGUUAGCGUGCGCGAAGCUCAACUGGUUGCCAGUGUGUGUUGGUUCCUGCACUUCCUCAAGCGUGAAUACGAAACUCUUUUCGUGCACCGCUUUUCGAACGGCACCAUGCCGAUCCGAAACCUCUUUAAGAACUGCGCAUACUACUGGGGCUUCGCUCUUUUGGUCGGCUACUUCGUUUGUCAUCCGCUGUACACACCCGCAGCUCAGCAGUGGCAGCGCAUUCUCGGCUUAGCCAUUUUCGCCGUAUGCGAGAUCAGCAACUACCGAUGCCAUGCGAUUCUGAGAGACCUUCGUCCGAAGGGCUCUCGGGUCCGCAAGGUUCCCCACGGCUUCGCUUUCGAGUUGGUCAGUUGCCCCAACUAUAUGUUCGAGAUCCUUUCAUGGUUCGGGUUCAAUAUGAUGACUCAAACUGUGAUGGGUAUUGCCUACAUGCUUGCCGGAGCCGGGCAGAUGUGGGUGUGGGCCCUCAAGAAGCAUCGUAACUAUCGUCGCGAGUUCGACGGUAAGGAUGGCCGGGAGUUGUACCCGAAGAACCGCAAGAUUCUCAUUCCGUAUCUGCUCUAAGAUAGCCAUCGGGUUUACGGUACUGACUUGUUAUUGAAGAGCUGGCCGCAAGAGACAC
Perkinsus marinus ATCC 50983 is the source of this 1045-nucleotide messenger RNA. RefSeq names its product synaptic glycoprotein sc2, putative. The transcript is spliced from 3 exons. Lineage: Eukaryota; Perkinsozoa; Perkinsida; Perkinsidae. Gene Ontology annotation, biological process: very long-chain fatty acid biosynthetic process. Bases 1 to 987 code for a protein of 328 amino acids. Gene Ontology annotation, molecular function: oxidoreductase activity, acting on the CH-CH group of donors; protein binding. The record is from RefSeq and is a predicted model, not a curated record.